GCUGCAGAAAACCCGCGUAAAUGGCAGAAAAGCAACGUAACGUUUCAUUAUAAGGAUAAACCCCAAAUAAAUAUUUCGCUUACUAGAGUUUACAGUCAAGGAAGGCGUGCAAUGUUAAUUUCGGCUUUUCAUCACCUACACUGAUCUGAAGUGUGCUCUUUGUGUUCACUGGUGUAAACCCCAGUAAAGGGGGAAGCGAGAAUAAACGUGCGAGUCACAUCUCCAGCGGAGCUGCACUUCCACCUUUCAGCCAGACAGAAAGUGCAGGCUGGCCGACGAAGGGACGCGGGGCUCCCGAUGACACCGUAACCUGAUCACGCCGCUCAUGGCUGGAUGAGAUCCCCUAGUGUCCCAUUACGAAUACGGACAAAACCUAAUACUCAGGAAGAAAAAAAAGAACGAAAAACGUUCUCACCUAACGCGAUGAUAACAUCUUAGAAACGAAACACUCCUGGAAAGCUUUGCACGGCAGCAACAUGGACUUUAAUCUAAACUGGAGAAAGUAAGGAAAACGUACAAACGUACACUGAACCAAUGCUUGGCCACUGGUUUGGUAGUUUCAUCAAGUUCAUCUGGUUCUGUGGCAUACAGACAAUAGCAGCGCAAAAACCAUGCGAUGCAGUAUCGGAACUGGGCCCCUUUGUCCAAAUGGGCUCAAGCUUUAAGGUUUACUGCGUCUUUCGCAACGUCGCAAAUCACAACUGCAAAAAAUCUAUCCAUCUGAACAAAAUCCAGAUACAUGACUCCUUUGAGCACAAUUCCACUGCAAUAUUUGUAAAUAUAAAUAAUAUAAUGGAGAACAGGACAUACACUUGCAAGUGUGCAUGCUGUACGGAUCCUUGUGGACUCGAUCUGCAGGUUGGAUAUCUACCUGACGUACCUCAGGACGUGUCAUGUAGCCUGAGCAGAAACGUCGGAAAUAUCACGUGUACAUGGACGACGGGAAGAAAGACAUACCUUAGAACCACGUCGACGUUAUGGGUGAGACCGCAGGGCCACAGCGGCGGCGCGCAUCCCGUCUCCGUCCCCGGCUUUGACUCCGUCACUUUCCCAGCCUUCGGUGUUUGGCCGCAUUACUCCGUGUGGGUCAAUGUGUCAAACAAACUGGGCAGCAUCUGCUCUCCUCCGCUUAAUCUCACCCUCAGUGACAUCGUGAAGCCUUCACCGCCGGACACCAUCAAGGUGAGCUGUGCCUCUCGCCAGUGCGUCCUGCACUGGAGCUACGAAGCAGAUAUACAGCUCCACCAGGUCAAGUACAGGCAGCACCAUGGAAACUGGACGAUCCGUCCCAUAAUUGAGAAACAGGACAGCGCGGCUGGCGGCUGUACCAUCUCCGAUCUGCAGCCCUACACGGCGUACGACUUCCAGAUCAGGAACAGGUUAAGCCCCAGCCAGGGACUGUGGAGCAAAUGGAGCGCAGUCAUACCCGACAGGACUGAUGAAGAAGCGCCGAUUCGUUUAGAUGUCUGGUAUAUUGAGGAAUCUUUCAGUUCUGGAGAGAAGUCACUCACAGUGCUCUGGAAGGAGCUCAGCGAAUCAGAAGCCAGAGGGAGGAUUCUGGGAUACAAGCUGAAGGUCGAAGGUUUCUCAGCGAGGGGGGUCAGAGAAUACAACACCCCCAGCAACCAGACCAGAGUGAGAGUCACCUGCUCCUCCUGCACCAUCUCCGUGACUGCCUUCAACUCCAAAGGUCACUCCCCCCCAGCCCUUAUUAACAUCCCUCAGCAGCGAGCUGAUCCCCCUCAGAAUGUGGUCUGCCAGCCCCUCAGUGAUCACAGCAUUGCCAUCUCCUGGCAGACACCUGCUACUACAGAAACAGUGAAAGGUUAUUUAGUGCAGUGGUUCACUGCUCAUCUACGUGGACAGGACCUCCAGUGGAAAAGGGUGGGCCAUAAUGAGCUUCGCACCAGCAUAACAGAAAACAUUCAGCCAUUUGAAUGCUACCGGGGAGCUGUGUUUGCCUUGUAUGAGGAAGGGUCCGGAAAGCAGGAUUUUAUAGAUGCACAUUCUAGGGAAUCAGCUCCGACACUGGGCCCGACCCCGAUCACCAAGGUAACGGGUGACAGCGUGACCGUGAGCUGGAGCGGAAUCCCACUGGAGCAUCAGCGAGGCUGUCUGAAGGACUACAUCAUUUACCUGAAGAGAGAGGGAGGGGGGGAGAGUCGACACGGUCCAGUGAAGGCCACACAGAGGAUGUUCAGCAUCAGUGGGUUGAAACCUGGAGAGUACAGCCUCUUAAUGAGCAGCAGGACGGGUGCUGGAGAAGGUCCAAGAGGAGGUUUGGCGGCCUUUUUGAUCUUACAGAAUGACACAAAGGGUUUCAUUAUAACUCUGGCGGUUUUACUGUGCUCUUUCCUGCUGCUGGUCAUUUACCUGUGUCUCACAAAAGCGAAAAGAUUUCUGCCCAAGCCCGUGCCAGAUCCAGCCAACAGCAAAUGGGCUAAGGAGUGCACAGCCACUAAGGGUGAAAUGACGCUGGAGUUGCAUCUCAACUGCUCGGCUCUGGACAAAGAACCCCACACCGUGGAGAUCGAGGAGAUUGAAGAGAAACAGGCUUUGACUGUCAUAGAGGAACCUGGUGAUUUGUCUGCUCCAGAGGGGAGUUCCAGCGAGAUGCCCACGGCACUAGUGACCUGCGCUGUCAACCAGAUCAAGCCAGUGUGCUCUUACAUCAAAAGUCUUUCCCACGAAUCGGAUAACUCUGUCCAGACAGAGCUGUCUACAGUCACAGAUAUAACUGUUGACUAUAUCUCCUCAAAUGGACUGUUGGACAUGGACUGCGAGAUGCUGGGAGAUGAUGUGGUGGAAAGCGAUUUCUUCCCAAGCUUCCAGAGUCCCUUCUCAGAGCCUUUAGUGUCCUUUGGGGGCAGGUUGACCCUAGACAGUGUGAAGAUGGACUGGAAUGGACUAUUUAACUGAAACCUAGCUUAACACACAGACUGCAAUUAAUAGGUGUAUUUAUAUGUGAUAAUACACAACCUGCAAAGUUAGGUCCCUUAUGCUGGAGAAUUCAGAAUGCUUGUGUUUUUAUUUUAAGUCACCCUGAAUUUUUACCUCACAUUUGUUUAUAAAGCUAAUCAAGCUGGCUAUAGGAUUACCCCCCAACCCCACCCCACAAAAAAAACCCCUCAGGAACAGGAUCGGUCUGCAUUGCCCGAUAUCACCCAAUGAGAAGUGUGCUAUUGCACUGAUUGGUCUGAUAAUCAGCCCCACCCAUCCUGAGUUUAUUUCUUAUUGCUGUAGUGUUCACCACCAAACUUUGCAUUUCUGCUGGGGCCACCUGCUGGCCAGAAAGUUACUACACUAAUUAUCACACACUCCUUAUUUGGGAUAUGCAGUACUAUGUUUUAACUAGGGCGGCACAGUGCUUCACAGCAAGAAGGUCCUGGGUUCGAUCUCGGGUCCUUUCUGUGUGGAGUUUGUACACUUUCCCCGUUUCCUCACACGGCCCAAAAGCGUUCAGGGUGGGUUGAUUGGCGAGUCUAAAUUGGCCCUGUAAUUGGGCGUGGGGCCUGGGUGACCGCACAGGCCUGGUUCCUGUCUGUGCCCCAUGUUCCUGGGAUAGGCUCCGGUGACCCCAUUAAGUGGUGAUGGAUGGAUGUUUCAGCCAAUUAGAAUGAUUGUGACUUUACUCACUUUUUUAAAAAAAAACCUCUAAUUAGAGGGGGGGGGGCUCCUAAUCAUCAUAACAUAUAUAAUAGGGAUGCACCGAUCCGAUACCUAUAUCGGAUGUCGGUCCGAUAAUGGCUUAAAUAGGUGGAUCGGAUAUCGGUAGCAUUUCACGCUUGCUAUGCCAACAAGUUCCACGGCUGUUUGCAAUAUCUGCAGGGAGGCAGCAGCACUGCAAAGUACAACACGAGCAACUUAAUGAAGCUCCUCCAGAAGCGUCCGGCCAAAGAGUGUGAGGAGCUCAACAAAACAAAACCAGGGGAAUGUUUGAAGCAGUUAACGCUACAGGCAGCAUUGCAAAGAUGCGAGAAACUGCCCUGCAAUAGUGUAAAAGCGACAAAAAUAACAGAGAAGGUACUUGAACCCGCUUGCAGUUGUAGAAAAAGAGGGAUUCUGCUGCCUGAUUGAACAUUUUGAACCACGAUACAAUUUAACAUCAUGGAAAUAUUUUUCUGAGACCGCUCUACCGGAGCUGUACAAAAAAAAAAAAGUAUGCAAACACGUACCAAAAAUGAUAAAAGAUGUAACAGCGAUUAGCUUCACUACUGAUAUCUGGAGCUCCAAUGUCUGCCCAUUAGCUUUGAGUUUAACUGCACACUGGUUGGACACGAGAUGCGAGCCUCAAAGCGCUGUGUUUUCAUUUAAUACACUUGCAUUGUUGUAUACGGCAAUUUUAAUUCCCGAAGAUUCCUGCACCUAUUAGUAUACUCAUAACAUUACUUACAUUGGCAUUAGACCAUCUGUUACUUUACUGUUACCAGGCUGUAUUAUGUUAAUAGUAAAUAAUUCUGCUUGUA
Paramormyrops kingsleyae is the source of this 4466-nucleotide messenger RNA. Lineage: Eukaryota; Metazoa; Chordata; Actinopteri; Osteoglossiformes; Mormyridae. The record is from RefSeq and is a predicted model, not a curated record.